This is a messenger RNA of Lasiosphaeria miniovina, 765 nucleotides long. RefSeq lists its product as uncharacterized. The transcript has 2 exons. The record is from RefSeq and is a predicted model, not a curated record. Gene Ontology annotation, molecular function: hydrolase activity, acting on carbon-nitrogen (but not peptide) bonds. NCBI's taxonomy places the organism in Eukaryota, Fungi, Ascomycota, Sordariomycetes, Sordariales, Lasiosphaeriaceae. Bases 1 to 765 code for a protein of 254 amino acids. Gene Ontology annotation, biological process: carbohydrate metabolic process.
AUGCUGGUUGAAACUCUCGCCGCCGGCGUCUUGCUGGCCGCCGGCGCCGCGACCAUGCCGAUAUCCAACCCCAUCGACAUCGUCAAAGCCGGGCCAAACGCGGGCGUGGUCAUCACAAAGUGCACCAGCCCGGGGAUGCUAGCCCUGGCAUACGACGACGGGCCGUACCAGUACACGUCGCAGCUGGUCGACGUGCUCGACAAGGGCGGAGCCAAGGCGACCUUCUUCUGGACGGGCACGCUGUACGGGUGCAUCUACAAGGAGGCCAAGGCGGUGCAGAAGGCGUUCGCGUCGGGCCACCAGGUGGCGUCGCACAGCUGGACGCACGGCCACAUGGGCAGCAUGAGCGCCGACAAGAUCAAGCAGGAGAUGACCAAGGUCGAGACGGCGCUCGUCAACCUGGUCGGCGUCAAGCCCGCCUACAUGCGGCCGCCCUACCUCGAGACGAGCGGCCAGUUCCUGCCCACCAUGAAGACGCUCGGCUACAAGGUCAUCACCGACGACAUCGACUCGGGCGACUGGGACAACAAGACGCCCGCCCAGUCGCAGCAAAAGUUCACCGCCGCCGGCGCCUCGGGUAACGGCCAUAUUCCUCUUAUGCACGAGGUCUACCCCGGCACCGUCAACACCCUGACGCCCUGGCUCAUCAACUGGGCCAAGCAGAACAACCUGAAGCUGGUCACCGUUGCCGAGUGCGUCGGUGAUCCGACGGGCAUGUACCAACCGGGCAACUUUACGGCCGCAACCGGGCCGUACUCUUGUUAA